Letharia columbiana is the source of this 252-nucleotide messenger RNA. RefSeq lists its product as uncharacterized. The record is from RefSeq and is a predicted model, not a curated record. Lineage: Eukaryota; Fungi; Ascomycota; Lecanoromycetes; Lecanorales; Parmeliaceae. Bases 1 to 252 code for a protein of 83 amino acids. The transcript has a single exon.
AUGAGUCGUUCUAAAAAGACCCCAGAAGAAAAACGCGCCUCCGCUCGCGAGGCCACGGCUAGAAGUCGAGCCAAAGGCAAAGCUGAAUAUGAAGCUCGAUUCCCGCAAGCAAAUGCAACUAUUCUAUCGCAAUCCUCCAAUGCCGCGGGUCCUCCACUCUCUACAGUUACAGCUAAGCAACAAGAGGUGGCUUGGACGGAAGAUAAACAGCUCAUCGAUACCAUAGAGGUUCUUGCUCACCAAGAGAGUUGA